UCUGAUUAGAAAGAUGUACGCCGCGUUUCUAAUAUUUGCCUCCAUCGCAUUCGUGCUUGCGCAAUUCUACCAGGAUCGGUACGAUAUCGUGCACGAUCGGAUGGAAGUACAGGAUCAUAACAAUUCCUUUUUGCUCCGCCCGAAUAUCCAAGCGGUCUACUACAACAAAAGUAUGAAGAUGAAGGUCCUAAAUGCCUCCGGUUUCGUGACCUCCCCACUUAAGAACAAUAUAAUGAUGGACUUCAAGUUUUACAGAUUCGCCAGCGGUGCGUAUCGCAUCAUUCCGUUCAAUAUCACGAUAGAUUUAUGCGAUCAGCUCAAGAGAAAUAUGUUCGGUUUAAGCUCCAUAGUUCAGUACUCAAAUUUUAGGGGAUGUCCAUUUCCGGGCGGUUUAUUAUAUCUGAGAUAUUAUCCAAUCGAGCAGGACAAGUUUCCUCCCUUCUUACCUCUCGGGAAGUACAAGCUGUCUAUAACUGUGCAUGUCAAUGAUGGCCACUGGUUCGUUGGUAUUACCAAUUGGUAUGGUUCUCUGGUUGCCAAAGGCAGAAACUAAUUAACUUAACUAUAAAGCACUUG
Photinus pyralis (common eastern firefly) is the source of this 576-nucleotide messenger RNA. RefSeq lists its product as uncharacterized. The coding region runs from base 14 to 553 and encodes 179 amino acids. The transcript is spliced from 4 exons. The record is from RefSeq and is a predicted model, not a curated record. Lineage: Eukaryota; Metazoa; Arthropoda; Insecta; Coleoptera; Lampyridae.